Dentiscutata heterogama is the source of this 1395-nucleotide messenger RNA. NCBI's taxonomy places the organism in Eukaryota, Fungi, Glomeromycota, Glomeromycetes, Diversisporales, Gigasporaceae. The record is from the annotation of a GenBank genome assembly.
AUGGCACCUCCUGAAACAGAUAAUUCAGUUAUUAAUCCUCUUUCUGAAGAACUAAAUCUUAAUGGGGAGCCUAUGAUCGUUACUAAUGAAAAAGAACAUUAUCGUGAUGAUACUCAAAAGAUUGUCUUAAAAAAACCAGAUACACCUAAAGCUGUCGUUUUACAUGCAGUCUUUGGAGGCUUGAGAUCCUAUUUAAUUGCACAUGGAAUUCGUGGUGGAGUAAACUUUUUGUUGAAUUUAUUAACACUAUAUCGCAAAAGGAAAGGAACUAUUGUACGAGCUUUCACUCGUGGAUUCUUUGGUCCUGAUGCAAUUCGAUUCGGUGUAGCAUUUGGUGGAUUCUCUUUCUUAUGGAAACUUAUCAAUAAUGGCUUGCGACAUAUUAGAAAAAAAGAUGAUAAAUGGAACGCCUUUGUCGCUGGGUCCAUUGCUGGAAUAUCAGUAAUAGCAGAAAAGCGAGAGAGAAGAAUAUCAAUCGCACAACAAAUGUUUGUACGGUAUGUACAUGCAAUCCAAGCUCUUUAUAAGAGUGGUCAUACGCGAGAAUAUUUUAAUAUCCCUCAUAUAGGUGUUAUUCUCUUUGCAUUAUCUUGUGGUCAAGUUCUUUAUGCAUACACGAUGCAACCUACAACCAUCCCCCCAGAUUUUUUAAAAUUCAUGAUUAAAACCGCACGUGUUCCAAAAGAUACUUUGGACUUGAAUUUAAAACAUGUUCGUGGAGAGAGCAUAAAUUUAGAUGAUGCGUUGUACAUCGUAACAAAGGGCAAGGGAACAAAAAAUGCGUUUGAGGUUGCAUCAAAUUUGCCACCUAAUCCAAUAGCAAUUCCCUGCGAACUAGUGCACCCUCGAUUUGAUUCAUGUGUUUAUACUAGUAUUGAAAGAUUUCUCCAAGUGUUUAAAACAAUUUGUCCUGUUUAUGCUACACUCAACAUCGUACCAAUGUUUGUUUUUAAAAUAUAUCAAUUCCUAAAAGAUCCAUACACUUUAAUUAGAAAGUGUGUGCAAAAUACGGUUCGGUCGAGUACCUUUCUCGCAGUAUUUGUAUCCACUUAUCAAAGUCAAAUCUGUAUUCAUCGCAAUAUUAUCAAAAAUAUUGGUUUAAAUUUUCAUACCAAAUAUUUAUAUUGGCUUUCCGGUGUGAUUUCCGGACUUGCGAUCUUAAUUGAGCAUAAAAAUAGAAGAAGUGAUUUGACAUUAUAUGUUGUACCUAAGGCAGUAGAAAGUUUGUACAAGAUCAUGUGCCAAAAGAAUUGUAUUUUUGAGUUACAUAGAACUGCUGAAAUUUGGUUUUUCUCAGCGGCCAUGGGUGUUAUAAUGGCAUGCUUUCAACAUGAACCGAAAGUUUUAAGUCCAAUGACAAAAACUCUUUUGCGUGGAUUUUUUGGAAACAAUUAA